AAAAAAAAAACAAAGAGCACGCUGUUACCUUGCAUGUGAUACAUUAUGGCAACCUCGUCACGACCUGGUAAUUGUUCAUACAUUCAGGCUGUGGAUGGAGCUGGUAUGCUCUCCUGCGUAUAAAAAGGCUCUGGAGAGCUUGGGGAUAUCUGACAAUCACAUCCACAAUCAGAACCAUAACAUCACGUCUUCCAUACCCUAUACCAAAACAGAAACAUCAUGCCUCUUUUCGGAUCCAAACGUCGUUCCCAUACAACUUCUGCUUCUACCUCCCGCUCUGGACGCUCUCGAUGGCCACGUUUCGGAAGGAGAGACCCAGACCGUGUAGCUGGUGGAUACAAGGCUGCUCUGGCGAACCCAAACACGACCCGGACUGGACGUAAACAUGCAAAAGCCGAAUUACAGGCUAUGGGUCGAGGCCGAGAAGCUAAGCUUCCACUCAUGACCAGAAUCAAACGUGCUCUCGGUAUGCGUAGUACACCUCGCCGAGAAAGGGUGCAGACCACUCGGAGGAUCUAAGUCGGUCGACGGAGGUUCUGAAGGUCCUCGCUGCUACAGUAUCAUAAGCCCUCUACCGUUCACGGAACAUACAUAAUUUUGUUACUUUCAUCCCCAGAUAUUUUAUCCUACCACGCUCCUAGUCAAAUGAUACCUAUAGACGGACUAUCGUACAUAGUAGCUGCCGUAUGGGACUUAUACAAAUACCAACAUAACAUCACAAUUCACCAUCCGUAAAACUGCC
This is a messenger RNA of Somion occarium, 742 nucleotides long. Lineage: Eukaryota; Fungi; Basidiomycota; Agaricomycetes; Polyporales; Cerrenaceae. The record is from the annotation of a GenBank genome assembly.